GUGUGUGUGAGUCUGUUUGUGUGUGAUGAAAAAAGUGGGUGUCGCUGUGCAUGCUGGGCUCAGAGCUUCGUGAAUGUGAUGUGAGGAAGAGUUUUCGAAUUGCACACCGUAUGUUCAUUAUCGAACUGGUCUAAGGGGUGCUGUGGAGCGGUCUGUGCGAAAUGUGUGGUUGUCGCUGAACUGCAGCUCUGGAUUGACUAGGUCUAGCCAAUUUGAGAUCACAAUGAAAGGUGAUUGCUAGAUCGCUUGUUACGUUAUAUCUAAACCUUUACUUUAAAUCUCCGGUCCCUUGAAAGCGUUUCGUUUGCAUGGAGGCGGCGCAGAGCUUAGCGUUUUGGCACCCCUUAACUCUGUUAACUGGGCAAUGGUAACAUAUGAACCACACUGGAAGGAACAUGGUUGAGAGGACCAGCAAAUUUUUGUUGAUCGUUGUCGGAUCCGUCUGUUUCAUGCUGAUUUUGUACCAGUACGUGGCUCCUGGGGUGAUGAACUUCGGGUCUCCGCACGGGUACCUAGCAGAGGACGAUACGGAUAUCUUCCCAACGCCGGAUCCGCACUAUGUGAAAAAGUACUAUUUUCCUAUUAGGGACCUGGAGCGCUCGGUGGAUUUCGAAAUUAAGGGAGAAGACGUGAUAGUUUUUCUUCAUAUCCAGAAAACCGGGGGCACCACUUUCGGAAGGCAUUUGGUUCAAAAUGUGAGACUGGAGGUCCCUUGCGACUGCAGACCCGGACAGAAAAAGUGUACCUGUUACCGUCCGAACAGGAAAGAGACCUGGCUUUUUUCAAGGUUCUCAACCGGCUGGAGUUGUGGUUUGCACGCGGACUGGACCGAGCUCACAAACUGCGUGCCGGGGGUCCUCAACAAGAAAGAGAACAAAUUGAAAAAUAUGAGGAAGUUCUACUACAUCACGCUGCUGCGGGACCCCGUCUCCCGCUACCUGAGCGAGUGGCGGCACGUGCAGCGCGGGGCCACCUGGAAGACCUCGCUGCACAUGUGCGACGGGCGCACGCCCACGCCCGACGAGCUGCCCGCCUGCUACGAGGGCACGGACUGGUCGGGCUGCACCCUGCAGCAGUUCAUGGACUGCCCCUACAACCUGGCCAACAACCGGCAGGUGCGCAUGCUGGCCGACCUCAGCCUGGUGGGCUGCUACAACAUGUCCUUCGUGCCCGAGAAGAAGCGCGCCCAGCUCCUCCUGGAGUCGGCCAAGAAGAACCUGCGCGACAUGGCCUUCUUCGGCCUGACCGAGUUCCAGCGCAAGACCCAGUACCUGUUCGAGAGGACCUUCCGGCUGCGCUUCAUCCGCCCCUUCGUGCAGUACAACAGCACGCGGGCGGCCGGCGUGGACGUGGACAACGACACCAUCCUGCGCAUCGAGGAGCUCAACGAGCUGGACAUGCAGCUCUACGACUACGCCAAGGACCUCUUCCAGCAGCGCUACCAGUACAAGCGCCAGCUGGACCGGCGGGAGCAGAGGCUCCGCAGCCAGGCCCAGUUCCCCCUGUUCCGGGUCCGCCCCGAACUCGCCAGGGAGGAGGGGGGCGAGGAGGUGGCCCGCCUGCCCACCGAGGACUACAUGAACCACAUCAUCAACAGGUGGUAGCCGGCAGGGAGGCGGACGGACGUUACGGACAGACCGCGAGGGGGGACGGAGGAAGGGGAGGAGGAGGAGGAGGAGGCCGCGUCUCCGCUGCGGGGGAUCGUGACGUCGCGGGUCCGCCGACUUCCUCGACGUUCGCCGCCGCCCCCCGGCUCGUUCCGCGUCCCGUCAGCCGCUUCUCGAACGUCGUGCGUUUUGGAGGGGGGCGGCGCCUCGCUCGGCGGCCAAAGCGGGAACCCGCAAUCCCUCGAAGAGCCUCUCGAGGAGCGUGCUCUGAGAACCCCAACCCCCCCGCCCCCCCCGCCCUCCCCCAAAAAAACAGUGGGGUGGCAAAACCGUAGAGCUGCAGAAACAGCACAGAGCUAUUGCAAGGGUUAGGAUCCCCAGGGAAGUCAAGAAGUCAAAAGAAAUGGAACAGAUUGUCAGGAAAAGGGAAACAAAGGUAGAGGUGUUUGCUUAAAAAAUGCCAACCAUUGAACAGUGAGUUGGCAGUCCUCGUGUUAACAGGACAGUAACUGUGAGAAAGAGCUGCAAUCAACAGUACGAUCAAAAGAGCUGCCUAAAAAGCUAUCUGCGAGUUCAUAGCUUCUCGUCAUCGACGAAAAGAAGAUAUUGUUUUUGAAUAUCUCUUUUCUGUGGUUUAUGUGAUUUUAAAAUCAGUUUUAUGUGGUGUUCAGUAUGGACAGAUUAAUGGUGUAUUCAUGAACCACACUCAUUUCAGUGUCUUCAGCAUAUUUGGGGAUAUCUCACAGAAAUAAUACAAACAUUUUCUCAAUGGCAGGGCUGUAUUAUCAAACACUGGUAACUCAACUUCCCCUCUGUCUGUGUUUUUUUUCCCCCAAUGCUUGUUUUAAUAGUGAUGUUGCCAGCCCCAUUGGUGGCUGUGAAAUUUCAAGUGAUGUAUAGUAGGCAUACAGUACAGAUUCAUUUGAAUGCUGUAGCUUGAAGUCACAUGACCUCCAGUGGUAAAACUACCAUAAAGUGCAGACAUGGGCAGAAUGCUUUUAUUGUGUGACUUUGCUUUGCUUUUAGGCUGUGGGAACAGUUGUAUUUCUAGAACAGCAGUUCCCAUAUGACUUGCUUCACUCUCUGGAGAAUGAAUGGCAAUCAUCAAUCAUUUUAUCUCUUGGGGACCACUAUCCAUUAAUUUGGAAGGGGGUGGGGGGUGGGGUCUGCACUGGAUAAUUUUCUAUCCUAGAGUAAUUUAUUAUUUAUAACUGUUCCUCCAUCUCACCUUCAUUCAUGAAAUAUGUUACCCUGAUGACUGUGAGUAUGUGUGUAUGCGUGUGUAUGCGUGUGUGCGUGCGUGUGUGUUUGUGUGUGUGUGUGUGUCUGUCUGUCUGCCUGUCUGUGAAAUGCAACCUAUUGCCAUGUUCAGGAGCCACACUCAUACCAAGUAGUAGAAAGUGUGGAGUAAAGGCCAGUGCUAGCAGAGUUGGGAAAAUGGAGGCCCUUUACACAUUUGGCACUGGGGUGCAGUCUCCCCAGUUUCCUUGUGUCAAUUCAGGGGGGAACUCACCUUUGUGAAACUGCAGUAGAUGUGCUGGACUACAGACAUCCAUGUGGACACAGGCUGAAGCGAACACUUUGAUGAAAGUUAAUCUUGUGGGGAAGCACACUAAAAUUGCAACAUUUUGAGAAAAUUAUCUGAAAAAGGUAAUACUAAAAAAAGAAGACUGGAGCUGUUGUCAACGUACUUCAUAAUUUUCUCUGUUCAAGACCUUUUUCUGUUUUUUUUUCUUUUUUUGCUCCUGAAUUCAUUUGUCUUAAGAUGGCACCUGUUUUAAAUGUGUUAAUUGAAGAAGAAAAAUUUGUCAUUAUGACAUGAUGUAAUUAGCAAGGCUUUUUUUUCAUAGCCACAAAACUCUGAAUGAUGUAAGGAAAAUGCAGUCAGCUGGUAAAUUACUUUUUUAAUUAUUUUAGACGGAUUGUAAGCUGUCUCUGUUGGUGAAAUGAGUGCAAUUUAUCUAGCAAUUUUCACUGCUGGUUUUUAUUUGUGCAAACAAAGGUCCAGUUAUUUGCAAAACCCAAGAACAAACCAACAGAUUGUUUUAAUCCCCAGUAUUCUUUUCACCUGUCCAGCUUCAUCAGCAGCUGACCACACAGUCCUCCUGUGGCCUUAUGGGAAAUGUAGGCACUGGCACAAUCCCAGUUAUUUGACCACCUUUCAGAAAGGGGGCAUGGUCUUAUCUCUUCCUGUUGAGGUGGCGUUUAGCAGUGUACCCCAGCAGGAUGGGGUCCCAUUUGAAUCUUGUUUAGGCUCAGUGUGAGACAGAGUGGGAAUUGAUGCUGGUAUUGAAGAUGGCAGAAACAGGAACAAAAUGACCUUGGGUGAAAGGUGGGAAGUGUCCAUUGCGUCAGUUUGUGUGUGUCCAGCUCUAAACUGCAUAUUGCGUAAUUUUGUUAUUUAUGCAGAUUGGAUCAUCAAGCCACCAAUAAAGAGAUUUCAUUUUUAUAUAUAAAAAACUC
Molecule: messenger RNA, 4070 nt
Organism: Anguilla rostrata (American eel)
Lineage: Eukaryota; Metazoa; Chordata; Actinopteri; Anguilliformes; Anguillidae
Gene: hs6st1a
Product: heparan sulfate 6-O-sulfotransferase 1a
Exons: 2
Coding region: 375-1604 (409 amino acids)
Cellular component (GO): membrane
Molecular function (GO): heparan sulfate 6-sulfotransferase activity
Source: RefSeq, a predicted model, not a curated record